AAUCGUAAUACAUCAUGAAAUUAGUUCGGUUUUUAAUGAAACUCAGUCAUGAGACGGUAACAAUAGAACUUAAAAAUGGUACUCAGGUACAUGGAACAAUAACUGGAGUCGAUGUUGCUAUGAAUACACAUUUAAAAGCCGUUAAAAUGACAAUUAAAAAUAAAGAACCCGUCAUGUUGGAAACGUUGACAAUUAGAGGAAACAAUAUUAGAUAUUUUAUAUUACCUGAUUCACUACCAUUGGAAACUCUUUUAAUUGAUGAUACACCCAAAUCGAAAGCAAAGAAAAAAGAAGCUCAAAGGGGAGCUGCAAGAGGAAGAGGACGUGGAGGACGAGGUGGACGAGGUGGAAGAGGUAGAGGAAGAGGAAGAGGUAGACGAUGAAAAGUUUAAUUAUUUCACAUUUACCGAACUUUCAUUUUUUUUUCAUUUUAAAAACCCAUUCAAGGUUUUCAAAUCGUGAAACCUUAAUAUUAAAAACUAUUAUUAUUAUUAUUUUUUAUUUUUAAACAUAAGUUUUUUUUUUUUUUUUUAAUAGUGAAUUAAUAAUAUUAACAUAAUUUUAAUUUUUUUAUUUAAUCGUAAAAAGGAAGAGAGAAAAGUAAAAUAAAAUUAGUGUUUAAAGUGAUUAUUAUUAGUCUUGAUAUGAUUUAUC
Messenger RNA from Pediculus humanus corporis (human body louse), 654 nucleotides. Its product is annotated as small nuclear ribonucleoprotein sm D1, putative. The transcript is spliced from 3 exons. Gene Ontology annotation, molecular function: RNA binding. NCBI's taxonomy places the organism in Eukaryota, Metazoa, Arthropoda, Insecta, Psocodea, Pediculidae. Gene Ontology annotation, biological process: RNA processing; spliceosomal snRNP assembly. The record is from RefSeq and is a predicted model, not a curated record. Gene Ontology annotation, cellular component: U12-type spliceosomal complex; U5 snRNP; U2 snRNP. Bases 15 to 383 code for a protein of 122 amino acids.